AUGGCUGCCCUGGGGAACAGGGACCACUACCCGUGCCUGGAUGACCUGGAGGGGUUGGUGGCCGUGGGCUCCCCCAAACCUGACUGUGACCCCCCUGCCCCCCAGAACAAGGACCACUACCUAAUGGGGACCACCAGCCAUGCCUGGACGACCUGGAGGGGUUGGUGGCCCCUGGGCCCCCCCAAAGCCCCCAUAACCCCCCUUUCCCCCCAGAAUGGGGACCACUACCCGUGCCUGGAUGACCUGGAGGGGCUGGUGGCCAACGGGGACCGCUACCCGUGCCCAGAUGACCUGGAGGGGUUGGUGGCCAACGGGGACCACUACCCGUGCCUGGAUGACCUGGAGGGGCUGGUGGCCGUGGGCCGGGACCUGCCCGUGCGGUUGGAGGAGCUGCGGCAGCUCGAGGUGCAGGUGGGGACGGCCCAUUCCUGGCGGGACAAAGCUUCCAGAACCUUCCUCAAGAAAAACUCCUGCUACACCCUGCUCGAGGUGCUGUGCCCCUGCGCUGACGCGGGCUCGGACAGCAGCAAGCGGCUCAAGUGGCGGCAGGAGCCGGGGCUGUACCGGCUGGACGCCGAGAGCCUGGGGCUGUCAGCGCAGGACCUGCGGGACCCCGGCGCUGUGAUCGUGGCGUUCAAGGAGGGCGAGCAGAAGGAGAAGGAGGGGAUGCUGCGGCUCCGUCACGCCAACUCCCAGAAGGCGGCCCCGCCGCUGCCGGGCCCGGGGCCCCCGUCGUGUGUGUGCGGGCAGCCGGCGGGGCCGGGCAUGCUGCAGUGCCAGCUCUGCCAGGACUGGUUCCACGGCUCCUGCGUGGCCUGGCCCCGCCUGGGCGCCCAGAAGCCGUCGCCGGCCUGGUGGGAGUGGGACGCCAAGUUCCUGUGCCCGCUGUGCCAGCGCUCGCGGCGCCCGCGCCUCGAGACCAUCCUGGCGCUGCUGGUGGCCCUGCAGAAGCUGCCGGUGCGGCUGCCCGAGGGAGAGGCCCUGCAGUGCCUCACGGAACGGGCCAUCACCUGGCAGGACCGCGCCAGGCAGCUCCUGGCAUCCCCCGACGUGGCCGCGCCCCUGGAGCGCCUGGCGGCCCUGAGGCACCGGCUGCACGGGGACGGCGGGGACGGAGCGCUCCGGGAGAGCAGGGGCAACGAGCAGACCAAGGUGUCGGUGGAGAACGGGGACGCCCCCAGCCCGGAGAAGAACGGCCCCCUGCCCUCGGAGCUGGAGGCCCUGAGCGCGGCCCUGCCCCGGCUCCAGGGGCCGGUGCUGGAACUGGCCGAGGGGACGCGGCGGCCGCUGGAGGAGCUGAUGAUGGAGGGGGACCUGCUGGAGGUGACACUGGACGAGGCCCAGAGCAUCUGGCGGCUGCUGCAGGCGACCCGGCCACCCCCCCUGCCCCUCUUCCGGCUGCUGCUCGAGCUGGAGCAGGCAGAACGACGGGGGGCUCGUGCCCGCGGCCGGGACCCCGAGAGGCGUCGGAAGCGCCGGGGGGAGCGGGGAGACCUCCCCCCCUUGGCCAAGGAGGAGCUGGAGCCAAAGAGGAGUCGGGGGCCCGAGGGGGGGGACCCCCGGGACAGCCCCCAACCCGGCCCCCAGGCCCCGGGGGACUCGUGACGUGGAGCCCCCAGCUCGGACGGACGCUCCUGCCGCCGGUGGGGAGGGACUGGGGGGGCCACGCCGGGCCCCCCCCACCCUGGGACCCCCCGACACCCCCCCCAAUGAUGGGGGGGCUCCCCCCCUCCCCGCCCCCCCCCGCGUUGUAAUUAUUUGAGUUGUUUCUUUUGUAUCGUUCAGCCCCCGGGGGGGGUGCGGGGCCAUGUGGGGCGGGGGGGGUCCGGGGGUCCCCCCAGAGCGGGGAGGGGGGGUCCCAACCAGCACAGCAGGGCCAGCCCCCCCUUCCCCCCGCACCGGGUUUUUUAUAGGAUUGGGGGGUGGGGGGCGGGGGGGGCGGAUCUGGGGCCCCCCUGUCCCCCCCUCGCUGACACUAACAGGUCUCGGGGCUCUUUGUAGCGGGGCGGGGGCGGGGGGGGCCUUAUUUUAUUGUAUUAUGAUUUUUUUUAUUAUUAUUAAACUUUG
Molecule: messenger RNA, 2067 nt
Organism: Chiroxiphia lanceolata (lance-tailed manakin)
Lineage: Eukaryota; Metazoa; Chordata; Aves; Passeriformes; Pipridae
Product: lysine-specific demethylase 5C-like
Exons: 11
Coding region: 1-1605 (534 amino acids)
Source: RefSeq, a predicted model, not a curated record